Molecule: messenger RNA, 3540 nt
Organism: Asterias rubens (European starfish)
Lineage: Eukaryota; Metazoa; Echinodermata; Asteroidea; Forcipulatida; Asteriidae
Product: alpha-crystallin A chain-like
Exons: 1
Coding region: 620-1417 (265 amino acids)
Biological process (GO): response to heat; protein refolding
Molecular function (GO): protein folding chaperone
Source: RefSeq, a predicted model, not a curated record
UGGAAUGUGAUUCCCUCUUCCAUUGACUAAACACCGAGCAGACUUUGACUGAAUGGAGUCAAGAGCCACGAGUCAGCAUUAUUAUUAUUAUUUUCUCCAUCUGCAUUUCCCCUCUCGACGGUCUGGUAUUUGUAGGGGCUGGGCAUCGCAAGAGUAUUGCAUUUCGACAUUUCUCUCUCUGCUGGUUAUAAAUCCGCGGGAGGUUGAGUAGUCACGCGGAGCUGCCAAGUGAUUUCUAAUACAGAGGACUUCUUAGCAACAUCGGGCGGGGCAAGACGGGAGCACAUACCGCGGGGUCUGGUGUUUGAUUACCGGGCUGCUGACUUUUUGAAGUUUGAUAAAAGCAGUUGCAUCCCUCCUCCUCCGCACUGCAUACUUAACGUUCACAUCAAGAGAUGGUGUAGACAGUGACGCAAAUCAUCGCAGUAAUGCUCCUAUGAGAUUUUUGAGUGUGCCGUGCUUGCUGUGUACCAGUCGUAUAGGCCUAUGUGGAGAUGCAACACACUACGAGCCUCAUCAUCAACACAGGAACGUACACACUGAUUUAGUUCUGGAUACAUGCUGUAGCUUUUGACAGUAGCUGUCGUCGAAACACCAAAGGGGCAAAUCUAGUGCAGCCAUGGCUGGAAUGAACAUUGAGAUCAAGAUUCCUUUAUCCCAUCCCCGUGUUGAGUACAGUAUUUCGGGCGGUGGUGACAGAGCUUCGAUUCCCAUUAUUGUCUCAUCUAAUUUACCCGUCUCUGCUUCGCACCAGCAACCGAUGAUCAAACGGCAGAUUUACUCCAGCACCGCUGGCCCACAACAGACCACCGUGACAUCAGCGACCCAGCGGACAUCAUCUGGCCGCCGUGUGGAGGUGAACGUCCAGCCCACUGCACCGACCACACCCACCCUAUACCAAGGCUACUAUGUGACAUCACCGGUGACGGUCAGCAACUCGUCGCCCUUCGAGUCGCAGGUGCAAAAACCGGUCAUCACGACGAAGCUCGUGAGCCCACCACCGCUGGAAGCACCGGAGCCGGCCCGCCAGAGUAGCCGGGUCGAAUGUGACGAGCAUCGGUUCAUGGUGACCCUGGAUGUGAGCCAGUAUCGUCCGGAGGAUAUUGAAGUCAAAGUGAAGGACAACAAGUUGACUGUGCACGCCGAGCAGAGAGAGGGCAACACGGCCUCGGGAUACGUCCAACGUGAGUACUACCGUCAGUACACACUGCCCGAGGAUGUCGACAUCAGCCUCGUCAAGUGCUCGCUCUCUGAAAGCAGAGUGCUGACCGUGGAGGUACCCCGAGUGCCAGCCGAGAGCAACCGGGAAAGAUUUAUCCCAAUCACCAUCGAUGGAAGCAAAAUGUCCCCGGGAGGUGGAAAGCGUACGUACUUUGUUGAGGAGAUGACGAGUGACGCAGACUCGUAUCGAAAAUGAAAAAAGGAUUAAUUUGGAAUCUUAGGCAACUACUGUGCAGGCAAUGAAUCAGAAUGUAAGCGUGAAACUUUUUGUUUGUUUUUGUAACUAUAAAAUACUUUACAGGGUUCAAAAACCAGUUGCCAAUCGCAAUAGACCGAGAAGUGUGCGCGUAUCCGUGACAUUUUGGGGACUACUUUGAUCACAGGGCACGAUUUCACAAAGCACUAAAGAUUAAUGAUCACCAUUUGAAUUUUGACAUCAAACUUUGCUUAACAAUUAUUCAGAAUGAUUCACAGUAUCAUAAUCUUAACUCUUUAUGAAAAAUCGGCUACAGGUUCACUGCUUCGACGCAUGAAUGAUACAAACUUGCACUCUUCGGGUCCCGAUGUUCAAACUAUGCGCGAGACUUCCAGUCUAUUGCGCCAACAUCUUUAUCAAACAUUAUGGCCAUAUAUUACGAGAUUUUUAAACUCACAAUGAGGGAAAUUUAGAACCAGUUAACAAAAACUAAAGGUUGUUAUAAAUAAUACAAUUAUGUUAAUGGAGUCACAUCUCUUUUCAGUCCAGUGCAUAAUGCCGCCAUAUUAUGUGAACAUAACGAACUAUACAAUCUAAACUGUAUAGGCCUACACAGACUUAAGCCUGGAAACGCAACCUAAAUACGUCAUUGAGAUAUUUGUAGCGUGAAUUUGUACAUGUCACAUUUCUAACAUGAUCCAAACCCUCAAUGCGCAAGAUGGGAACUCGACACCGAGACAAAAAUGCCGGCCAGCAAUACCACCAACCCGUAAUGGAAUGGCAUGCUGACCAUCAGUGCGGUCCUUAAGCACACAGUCAACCGACUCUCAACCCCUCAUCUCCAACUGUCAAAUCAUCCCGGUCGUGAAAUUCCCGUAAAAGUUCAUCAUUACGGAGGGCCAACAAGCACGCGGUGCUCGAACUGAAUACGCAAUUAUUCUAGCCGUGAAUGAAGAAUGUGGAUCUCGUCGUGGAAUAUUUACUCUGUAAGCUUAUACAGUGCUUCAGAUAACAUAGCCAACUAGAUCAUGGAAUGAGUUUUGUGAUGGAAGAGCAACACAUGUAGCUCCACUUAAAGCACGUGGAAGAGUCGAUACUUCAUGAGUUAAGUUUUGUGUACAUACACUAAAGAGGUAGAAUGUGUUUCUGUGUGCCCAUCCGGCACAUUAAAGUAAAGGCGUUUCAAUUGACUUCGUCUAAAAUAAUAAUUUCCGUUUCGUGAGGCAAAGCGAGUGUCACAGAUCCAUGAACAAAAACGAGCAUGCACCUUUUGAAAGGGGAUAAAUUAAACCCUCGAAAAUAAAGCCAUCUUUACUUUCAAUUCAUGACAAGGGACACAUGACUGGUAGCGCAUGGUUUGGCUCUUGCGAUACCAUAAACAAAUUCGCAUAACAUUAUGGAAGGUGUCAAUCAGUGACUGUGAUUUGGGCUCAAUAGAACUGCUUAAACAUAAAUUACUGUUUAACAAAUGUCUGCUUAGCAGAAAUGAGCAGGAUACCAGUCACAAUUUGUAUACGUUUGAAAUGGUAAUUUAACUGGUAACCUUAUUCUGGUAAGCAUUAACAUUUUUAUGCUGAGCUACCUUUCGUGUUUACGAUGAAAUUGGGCCCAGAUCUUACAAAAUGAGAAUUAGUCACUGUAAUGUUCAACACACGGCCAUUACAUUGGAAUGCGAUGUGAAGUUUUGUAGAGUACGACACAAUAGAAAGUUCUUUCGUUGAAAUGAUUAGAUAGUAAUUCCUUCCUACUUGUGUUAUUAUUCCUCAGUUAAAAUGUUCAUCAAACAUAACUAGAUUUGGGCUUGGGCUCACGCUAGGGCUCCGUCUGUCUGAUUGAAGUCCCGUAGGAAAGCGCGAGUUUUCUAAAUAACUUACGGAGCCUAAAACCAACUCAAGCCCAAGCUAUGGUUUCGAAAAUCUCCCAGGCUACAGUGUGGUCGUUGUGGUAAGGUUGGCUGUAUACUGUUCCCUGUACUGACUGUCGUACUGCUAAAGAGCCAUACUUUUAACUCCCAUACUUCACAUGCGCAUUUGAUCCACAGUGAUACCGGGAUGGAUUUCACAAAGAGUUAGGACUAGUCUUAUCUCGAGUUAAGACCAGUUACUAGUCCUAACUUAGGACUA